Molecule: messenger RNA, 2266 nt
Organism: Botrytis cinerea B05.10
Lineage: Eukaryota; Fungi; Ascomycota; Leotiomycetes; Helotiales; Sclerotiniaceae
Exons: 3
Coding region: 123-1829 (568 amino acids)
Biological process (GO): transmembrane transport
Cellular component (GO): membrane
Molecular function (GO): transmembrane transporter activity
Source: RefSeq, a predicted model, not a curated record
GAUGCCGUCUAGAAUUACAUCUAGAGUUUGUAUAAUAGACAUCUGUUCACCAAAGCAUCGAAUUUAUCUCUUUUUGGAAAGAAUUGCUCUUGUGGUUUACAUCUAUGCGUCUUUGAAGAGCAAUGGAAGUUGAUCCAGAACUUUCGAUUGGGAGACAGGCUUCCAGAGUCUCCCGGGUAGACCAACAUGACGAACAGGAAUUGGCAGAGUUUGGAUACAAACAGGAAUUGAGGAGAGACUGGGGUCUUAUGCACAAUUUUGGAAUUUCUUUCAGUAUCAUUUCCGUCAUCACAGGGAUAACGACACUAUUUUCUUAUGGCUUGAUCACUGGUGGACCCGGAGGUAUGCGUUCCUUAUAUUCUUACUCUCUUUGGCAGAUUCUUUGUCUAACACAAUUAGUUAUGUCUGUUGGGUGGAUAAUUGUAUCCGUAUUUACUUUCAUGAUUGCCUUGAGCAUGGCAGAAAUUGUCUCUGCUAUACCUACAGCUGGUGGACCAUAUUAUUGGGCCGCCCUUCUUGCGCCGAGGAAUCAUUCGGCUUUUGCGAGUUGGAUUACUGGUUGGUUCAACUUCCUCGGUCAAGUUGCCGUCACUACAGGAAUUAGUUUCGGCCUCGCAGGUCUCAUCUCAACAACUGCAACCAUUAAAUCAUCAUAUGUUCCAAGCGCCCCAAGAACAAUUGGUAUCUAUGCAGCUGUCCUCAUUUCCCAUGGUAUCGUCAAUACUUUUGGUGUUCACGUGUUGAGAUAUCUAAACAACACAUCUAUCGCACUCCACUCAUUGGGCGUAACUGCAAUAGCUAUUGCUGUUCUGGCAAAAGCCCCUACACAUCAAAGCGCGAAGUUCGUUUUCGCAAAGUUCUACGACGGAACAGGUGUAGAUCCAAGUCCUGGAUGGAGUGUUAGAGCAUCGCCAGCAUAUGUGGCUUGUUGUGGUGUUCUCAUGGCUCAAUACACGCUCACCGGUUUUGAUGCAUCAGCUCACUUGUCUGAAGAAACCCGAAAUGCGUCUUGGAGUGCACCCAUCGGUGUUAUUUCUUCUGUUGGGUUCUCUGCCCUUUUCGGGUUCUUCGUUAUAUUGAGCUUCUUGUUCAGUAUUCAAGACUUUGAUAACACAAUCGCAAGUGAUUAUGGUCAACCGGUUAUUCAAAUCUUUGUUGAUAUAUUUGGAACAGAUGGAGCGGUUGUGUUGAUGUGUCUGAUUAUGAUUUGUGUCUGGCAUUGUGGGCUAUUUUCGAUGACUUCGAACUCAAGAAUGAUGUUUGCGUUUGCUAGAGACGGUGGAAUUCCGGAAUUUUUUCACAGAGUCGAUGAUCGUUUUCAAUCUCCUAUUCGAACAGUUUGGCUUGCAGCAACUCUUGCUUUCUGUCUAGCACUCCCAUCUCUUGGCUCCAGUGUAGCUUUUGCUGCCGCGACUAGUAUAGCAACCAUUGGUCUGUAUAUAUCAUACGGUACCCCUAUUCUCAUCGGUCUCAUCUAUUCAAAGGAGUUCAAUGCUAGGAAGGGUCCAUUCAACCUAGGAAUCUUCUCAAAACCAGUCGCUUUCAUAUCUGUGACCUGGAUAGGAUUUAUUACAGUGAUAUUUUGUCUCCCUACUACCAAUCCGGUAACUAGUCAAACUGUAAACUACACCGUGGUAGCUGUGGGGAUCAUUGCCAUUGGGGCCUGCGGAGCGUGGGUUUUUUGGGCUAGGAAAUGGUUCGUGGGACCCAUGGUCGAGAUUGAGGCUGCUGCACGCUUGGGUAUAAAUCCCGAGGAACCUGGUGCUUUGGAGAGAGCGGAAAUCGAUGGUAAGAUUGAUUUGCAUAGCGGCGUGAAGAGCUCAGAUUAGAAGCUUGAAUGGGGGCGAAUGAAAAUUCGCGGCCACAAGAACGAUAGAUGGAUCUCGAUAGGACGAAUAGCACGGGGUGCAAAACUUAGUAAUAUAUGGAUGGAUAUUUAUGAGUAAAACUCAUUUCAACAAGCUGCAAUGGAGCCUCGAGUAGAUGCCAGACGUAAGCCAAAGAAGAUGCAACUAGACAGAAAACUCGGGUGUAAUAUACUGCAUGUACGAUGUGCGGUACAUCCGAAUUCCUGCAGUAAUGACACAGGUAUCUCGGAAAUGUUUCGGAAAAUAGUCGUUUCAAUCCGGAUCAAUAAGGAGGGAUGGUGAGAAGACGGACAGAUGAAGCCUAUAUGUCUUUGCAGACUGAUCUCAUCAUACCUUAGAUCCGAGAUCAAAACAAAUCAGAGGUGUAAAUAGAUAAUAUGUCUGAUUCUUAUUUAACA